AUGCUUAUCGAAGUAGCUCACGGACGACUCACGAGUUGCUACAUCGUUGCCAAUAAUCGAGGGGCACAGCGACACGAUGCCGGUUGGUUGAUAGUCACACCAAUGGGCGAGACGCAGCGGCUUUCCAACGAGGACCAGGCUGUUUCCAGAAGCCAGGCUGGCGUCUGCAGCGCCUCUACUGCGUGCAGCCCAAGUCCCUAUCUUGUUAUCCUAGGGAUCCACGAUGCAGUUAGUAUCAGGGAGCAAGAUCGUUCCAAUCGACUGGCUACACAUACGGUUGGCGGAAGCCCGACCAGCAGAUGCAUUCAUUCGGUAAUGUGCUCAUCUGAAGACAUUCGGGUCAUUGCAGCGUUUUCUGCUUCGGCUACUGCGUCCUCAUACUCAUCCGCGAGCGUCCCGUCGGCAUCUGUCAAUACGGACCGAAAAUGCUGCGUAACCGUCGGACAAGACGAUUCUUGCUGUUGUAACCAGCCUGUGGGCCAAUGUGGGGCCUCGCUGAGCCGACCCGAAUCGCACGAAAUACUCCUCGGCCGUCUAUUUGAUUACGCACGAAAGACAAUACCUGCUGUUGUGCAAUGGCAGCUUUGCUCAGCAGCUCAGGUCUCUGGCAGAUACCAGCGCGCUCAGGAGCACUCUUCAUAUCGAAUUACCGGGGAGUCCCUCUUUGAAAGUCUUCCUUGCAUCGAUAGGAGGAUGAUCCUGGUCCGGCUCAUUGCACAAAACGGGGGCCAAAUCGGAAAUUGUCCAAAGACCAGAGAGGAAGUCCCGUCUCGCUGGCACGGCCCUGCCUUUGCAAUUGAUGAAUCGCGAGAAGAUACGGAUCCAGCUAGCGACAACUUAGCUUGCUUUUGCAUUACAGAGGCAAAUGAUGUCCAAAGAUUGACGGCGUUGACGGCCUCGCUCCCGCUUGGCCAAAGCUCAACAAGAUGCGCGGUGGCGGACGCCGUGAUCGUUGGCCGGCGUCAAGUCGACCAGCACCCUGAGAAAGAAAAUGGAUACCCCACAGGACCGAUCAGGAAGAAGGAAACUGCGCUCACAAUGAUCUCUCGACAAAUGCGCUUUCUUCUUCUCUGCCACCGACUUGUCAACUGCAUCGGUGGUGUGCUCAUCCAUCUCCUGGACAAAACCAGAUCAGGCCCCUGUCUUGCCGUGAAGCGACCGGGCGUGCCGCGAGACCCAUUCGCCCGGAUGCCCGACGUCCACUUUCAGGGCGCACAAACGGCUCGGCUGGUUUGUUCAAGCGUCCCGUCCAAGACUCCAGCCACGGUGCGUUUCGCUGGCGGGACGGUGCAUUCGGGCCAGGGUGCAACCCCUGUAACGAUUGACGUGAGCUACGCGGCGAGUGCUCAGCCAGGAGGCCUACGGAGAAUAGGCGAUAGCCGCCCCAGGCCUGGCCCAGGUUUCGCCAAAAGGGCGAUCACAACCCAACUCAACCGAGCUGCAGUUCCGACCCUUUCGUUGAAGACCGGCCUCGCACGGGCCCUCUCGGUAGUCUCGAAUCUGCCGGCUCAAGUCAUGACAGCUUUGGUUGGACUGCCGGCUUCUAGCAAGACAUCGGCAAUGCAAACAGACGCCUCUGCGGUGAGAGGUACCCCGGGAUAUGUGGCGUGCAGGAGAGAUGAUGGAAAAACUGGAGCUUGGAUUGCCAUGUUUUGGGACGGAGCCAAGACUGAUUCACGUCUCACCAUUCCUGCGGCUCGUCUCCGCGCUGCAAGCCCCCCGAACAUGCUUCGCGAACGCCAGUCAACUUCUAGAGCUUAUCAGACAUUCGGGUCGACAUGGAAAGGGAAUAAAGACAUCUCAUCGGAGACAUCAGACGGUCCAGAACGCGCUAGCGUCGGGCUCGAAAAAAGCCAGCCCGAUCCUGAGAUAUUCUAUGAAGGAGGUUUCAAUAGCUGGCCAGGCGGACCAGGCAUCCUCAACCGCGGUCUUGGAAAUUCUGCUCAGCGUCAGUGGACAGGCCGGGGUUGGCUCGUAUUGCCAGUUGCUGGCUUCACGACGUGUGACGACGUCGGCCGAUGGCGUUCACAACGUUGCCUCAAACACGAGAAGCUCAUACUGUCAAGCGACAAGCUAUCCAACUACUGCCGCCUCGUCACCGCCUACUACGGACAGGUCCGGAGCAUCUGCCGAUAUAGUUCUAGAAGAACGCCGACUACUGCUCUAGCGUUGUCUUGUCCGCAGCCACUUGUCCUCAUCAACGGCUCGCGACCUCAAUUAACAUUUUGCCUAGUCUACACGUGGUUUCUCGUGCUUCCACUACCGUUGAUCGGAUCCGAAAAGGCUCAACCCGCAGAAUCUAUCAGAGACCAGUGCAGAAAUGGGAUGAAGCGGGUCCCAUGCAACCACAGCGUGCAAUUCUUAUCGGAAAAGCCGAGCGACCACAAGACGUAUCCUGCUCGUCCGUUUGAGGAAGGCAGAUGCAGUAUAUUGCCAACAAAACGGCACACAGCGGGAUUCCGGGAGCGAUUCGGCGGCAUUGUGUGGGAUCGACCUCAAGCCGAUCUCCGUCCAACCUGGAGGAUCAUCACACUCCGACUUGGGGGUGGUGAGAAGCGGCCUCGGGUCUGCAGAGACGGCUUCAUCUUCUGCGACCUGCCUUGGUCGGAUGAUGGCGAGUGGGCGGCGAAACAAGUUGUCCAUUCCAAAUCGACGACUCGGCCAGGGCUCAUGCAGUCCAGCGUUGGAUCUUGA
This is a messenger RNA of Colletotrichum lupini, 2694 nucleotides long. RefSeq lists its product as uncharacterized. The record is from RefSeq and is a predicted model, not a curated record. The transcript has 24 exons. Bases 1 to 2694 code for a protein of 897 amino acids. Lineage: Eukaryota; Fungi; Ascomycota; Sordariomycetes; Glomerellales; Glomerellaceae.